Messenger RNA from Solanum dulcamara, 1867 nucleotides. Its product is annotated as indole-3-acetate O-methyltransferase 1. Lineage: Eukaryota; Viridiplantae; Streptophyta; Magnoliopsida; Solanales; Solanaceae. Gene Ontology annotation, molecular function: S-adenosylmethionine-dependent methyltransferase activity. The coding region runs from base 66 to 1238 and encodes 390 amino acids. The record is from RefSeq and is a predicted model, not a curated record. The transcript has 4 exons. Gene Ontology annotation, biological process: methylation.
UUUCAAUUUUAUUCUUAACACAUUCCAUACUUCUCUUUGUCCACUAGCAAAACAUUAGAGACAAUAUGGCACCUUUAGGAGACAAUAAAGACAAUAAUGUUGUUGUUUCAAACUUGAAGCUUGAAAGAAUGCUUAGUAUGAAGGGAGGCAAAGGAGAAGCUAGCUAUGUCAAUAACUCUCAAGCUCAGGCGCAACAUGCACGAUCAAUGCUGCACCUAUUGAAAGAUACCCUUGACGGAGUUCAGCUAAAUUCGCCGGAGAUUCCAUUCGUAAUCGCCGAUUUAGGCUGUUCCUGCGGUAGCAACACGAUUUUCAUUAUCGACGUAAUCGUCAAACAUAUGAGCAAGCGUUACGAAGCCGUCGGCCAAGAGCCGCCGGAGUUUUCAGCUUUCUUCUCCGAUCUCCCGUCGAACGAUUUCAACACUCUUUUUCAAUUGCUGCCGCCUUUGGCUAAUAAUGGUUGUGGAAGUAUGGAGGAGUGCUUAGCUUCUAAUAGCCACCGGUCGUAUUUCGCGGCCGGCGUUCCUGGUUCCUUUUACCGGCGUCUUUUUCCGGCCAGAUCUAUUGACAUUUUCUAUUCUGCUUUUUCUUUGCAUUGGCUCUCUCAGGUGCCGGAUAUAGUGUUGGACAAGAGAUCAGCAGCGUACAACAAAGGGAAAAUAUACAUACAUGGAGCAAAUGAGAGCACAGCAAAUGCAUACAAAAAACAAUUUCAGACAGAUUUGGCUUAUUUCUUGGGAUGUAGGUCCAAAGAAAUGAAGAGAGGUGGUUCUAUGUUUUUAGCUUGUUUGGGUAGGACUUCUGUGGAUCCUACUGACCAAGGUGGGGCUGGACUUCUCUUUGGGACACACUUUCAAGAUGCUUGGGAUGAUCUUGUCCAAGAGGGCCUAAUUACUAGUGAUAAAAGGGACAAGUUCAAUAUUCCAGUGUAUGCACCAAGCAUUCAAGAUUUCAAAGAAGUGGUAGAAGCCAAUGGUUCAUUCAAAAUUAACAAUCUUCAAGUUUUUAGGGGAGGAAGUCCCUUGGUGGUUAGCCAUCCGGACGACGCGGCUGAAAUUGGACGAGCACUAGCUAAUAGCUGCAGGAGCGUUAGCGGGGUGCUCGUCGAUGCCCACAUUGGCGAACAACUCAGUGAUGAGCUGUUCGCCCGAGUGGAGGAUCGAGCCACGUGUCAUGCUAAAGAGCUUCUUCAGAAUCUUCAGUUUUUUCAUAUUGUUGCUUCACUUUCUCUUGUGUAGAAACUAAAUGUUUAAUUAGAAUUUCAAAAGAGAGACAAAGGGGCUCUAGUGAAAGUCUAUAUGUCUCUCCCUAUUAGAAUGAAUGAAAUAUUGUUAGAGAAAUUAAGACUGACUUGUAGUUUGGUUUAGCUGAUAACAUUGUGUGGUCGAGCCGCGGCAACUGUUUAUAGCCUCCACUCCCAACCUAGAGUAGAAAGGCUUUCAGUAGCGCCCUUAGAUUCUAAGUCUUUUGAAGCGCCAGUAGUUUUUACACAUGCGUCGUUAACACUGUAAUCGUUGAUGUUGUUGAUGCUCUAUCAGAAAGAGAGGCCUGAUGUUAUAUGAGCCCCUAACAAGGAACCGUAGGCAUAGAGUUAUUGGGUCAUAACUCUUCUACUCGUCGCUUUGGUAGGCGGUUGCAGUAGUUAGAACCUCUUUGCAGUUCUCGAUUCUAUCUCCGCAACUCUAAUUAUAACAUGAUCUGAAAAAACUGUUCAGUAAGGAAAGAUCAUAUCCGCGUAGGGCAGCUAGGGCUGGAGCAGCAAUCUUGUCGGAAAAUUAAACGUUCAAAUUUGUGAUCUAAACAAAUCUCAGGCAUUCGUCAUUUGUUUAAUUUUUUGAUCUAUAUAUGAAAAUCUCAACAUUGUUAA